AUGAAUCGUUAAUAAGAGUAAAUUAAUUCUUAAGAAACUGAAAAAGAAGUUAAGUUAUUGAUUAAUUCUUUAGUUUUCAAAUGAAGUUAUCAGAAUUUGCAUUUUUAAUUGUGCUUGCUAAUUUUACAUGUUAAUCUUUAGUUGCAAAUUAAUAUGGUUAUUUGAUUCUAAAUACAUAAUAAUAUUUGCUUGGUUCAUGGAUUUGAUAACCUUUGUUAUAGUUAUGCUUGAUAGGAAUAUAGGCAAAGUAUUAUCUGUAGUUCAUUUUUUGGAGAAAGUCUUGACCAUAUCGUUUAAAGUAAAAUCAAUUUUUUUAAAGAUUAUAAUAGAUUACUAUAGUUAUUCAUUUUGAAGUCAAAGAAAUUAAACUCUACUAUAUACCAGCAGUUCAAUUAUUCAUCACUAUUGGAUUAUUUCUUUUUUAGGUACUCCAUCAUGAUUAAUCCAAAAGAAAACAUGUCAUAGUAAUAUAUUUUUUAUUAUUAGAUUGCACAUUCGUAUUCUGUUCUUUAUGUGAUUUAACUCCUUCUCUUAACCUUGAAAUGGAAUAACCUAUUCGGUUACACAUAUUAUUAAACAUUCAUAAUAGCAUGGACAGCACUUGGAAUCAAUACCUUUUUGAUUAUAUUAUUAUUGAUAACCAUGGUUGAAAAUUGCUUCCUUAAACACCUACCACAAAUAAAUGGUAAAAACAUAAUAUUAUUAAGGAACUAUAAUAUUUUGGUUUAUUUUUUAUAUAUUUGGAUUAACCAUAAUUCCAUUCUUUCUAUUAAAAACUAUUUGUGAUUUUUAUGAAGGUGACACUAUAUACAGUAAUAUCUAAUUAGCAUCAAUUGCUGUAUUAGUUUGUAUUUUGAUAUAUCUCUUUCUAUUUAUUUUCUUCACUCUAAAAAUUAAGAAAUAACUUAUGUAAUAUAUUUCUAUUAAUUUAGUGUUGUGUUAUAAUUAGAUCAUAGAUAAGCUAUUACACCAAAAAGACCAUUAUAAGAAACUACUUAGAAAAAAUGGAGAAAAUUAAAAAUUCCUAUAAUGUUUAUAAGAAUUUCAGCAUCUUAUUAUAAAAUGCUUACUCGUUAAUCAACAAUAGAUACUAAUACCCGUAAUACUAGUUCAAUACCUAUUUGCAGUGAUGUAUUACGGCCUGAUUCACUUAAUUUUCGUCAAUCGCCAUGUUAAACAAUGAUGAAAUAAAUGAAAUCAAUACCAAAAGAUUAAGAUUCAGGAGAUUUUUGUUUAAUUUGUUUUGAGAAUGAACCUGAUGUAGUAUUACAUCCAUGUAAUCAUGGAGGAAUUUGUAAUAAUUGUUCUGAAAAUAUGAUAAAAACUACCAAAUAAUGUUUUCUUUGUAGAUCAGAAAUUAGAUAUGCAUUGAAAAUUAAUCAAAAAGAUGGUGAGAUGCUAGAAGCUACUGAUGUAUAAAAAGUUUGA
Messenger RNA from Paramecium pentaurelia, 1428 nucleotides. Lineage: Eukaryota; Ciliophora; Oligohymenophorea; Peniculida; Parameciidae. The record is from the annotation of a GenBank genome assembly.